CGCGCAUUCUGUAAAUAAUUCUAAUUUUACCCCCCCGAACGAAAUCCACAAGUGGCACUUAAAACUAAAAAUAGUGAAAAAAUGGAAGCGUCGGAUCCUAUCUAGCGACGCCCAGUGCUCGGUGAUGUGGCGCUGCGAAAAUGACGUUGAUGGCCAUCGUCGCGAUGUCUUUGGCAUGGACGGCGGUUUCCUGCGACGAGACCGGCUUCCUGGACCUGCUGACAGCCGCCGACUGCAAGAACACCAUGCCGUGCGGGAUUCCGGCGCCCCGAGCCAUGCUGCUGACCGACGUGGUCGGCCUGACCAACACUACCAAGACGUUCCCGCACAUGGUGGUUUUCCACAGCUUGUUGCUUGUCAAAAGCUCAGAAGAAUCAAGGAGUGUGGAAGAAUGGAUUUUGGUGACUUGAAAGAUGAUCUUUCUAUUCAACAGAAACUCACAAACUUCAACAACAGUAUAGGAAAGAUAGACCAAAUGUUGGAAACUCUUCUGAAAUCGGACAUUUACGAAAAAUUGAGCCUCAAGCAGAAAGUAGAUUAUGAUUUAUUUCUGGCAUACAAUUUGAAUACUUUAUAUUGGCUAUAUUUGCGGAGCAAAAAUGAGGACCCCAACAAGAAUGAUGUCAAAAACCAAUUGAAUAGGAUUAAAGAAUAUAUGGUCAAGGCGAAACAGGCCCAUGAACGACAAACAAUAAGACCAAAGAUUGAUCAACAAGCAGCUGAGAGAUUUGUGAAACAUGGUGUUGGGUUCAGAAAGGAGUCAAACAACCAACCACCUCCAAACAAAAAAAUCAAAUUUUCAGAUUGA
Messenger RNA from Phaedon cochleariae (mustard beetle), 808 nucleotides. The record is from the annotation of a GenBank genome assembly. Lineage: Eukaryota; Metazoa; Arthropoda; Insecta; Coleoptera; Chrysomelidae.